Molecule: messenger RNA, 841 nt
Organism: Paramecium tetraurelia
Lineage: Eukaryota; Ciliophora; Oligohymenophorea; Peniculida; Parameciidae
Exons: 3
Source: RefSeq, a predicted model, not a curated record
AUGAGGAAUUGUAUAGUAAAGGAGGAGGAGCAAAAUGUCUAAACUCCAGUUAGUACCUCUAAAACAGAGCCUUAUAACCUAAAUAAAAGAAAGGAUAAAGAAGAAAAUCAAUCCUUUUAAUAAGCUUAUUUAAAAGCUGUAAGUAAAUUCUUACAAGCUCUGCAUAUCCUCUAAUUGGCUUAACAUCGCUCUCAAAAUCUUGGCAUUCCAUCAUAUCCAUUCGUACUUUAGUAUUAAUACAAUGAGUUUUUGGUACACUUAGGUGGACAUAAAAUUGAUGUUGCCAAUACCCCUGACAGGAAUGAUUGCUAAGAAUAAUUACAUAUGUAACAGUUUGUGCCUAGAUUGAAUACUUAAUAAUGUGUGUCCAUUAAACUAGGUAUCCACAAACGAAAAGGAAUGUUAAAUCAAGAACAGAAGGACACAAAAAACAUUCCCAAGAACUAUUGUAAGGCUAUAAUCACUUUUGCUUCAAAAAAUCCAGCUCUUUGUCAUUAAAUACUGGGAGACUAGCUUAAGGUAGUCAAAUUUUUAGAAAGAAUCACAGUCUACAAGAGGAAGUUGAUGAAUAUUCGCACUUUCAGUGGAUUACUAUCUUAAUCUGAGGACCCUCAUGAGGAAGAAUUCAAUCAAACUUUUAGAAUAUUAAGUCGUAUUUUCGUAAAGAAGUACGCAAUUAAUUAUAUAUUUAAUUCAAAGAUAGUUUAGCAUAAUUGGCAUCUUCGAUAUCGUCAAUAGAUAUAUAAGGGUAUCAAAAAUCCUAAGAACUUCUCCCAUAUCAAGAAACUAUGAUACGUUAGAAAAUUUAAAUAUUAAUAUAAUAGAAGAUUAUUUUUUUUUA